This is a messenger RNA of Quercus robur (English oak), 2706 nucleotides long. RefSeq names its product beclin-1-like protein. Gene Ontology annotation, cellular component: phosphatidylinositol 3-kinase complex, class III, type I; phosphatidylinositol 3-kinase complex, class III, type II; phagophore assembly site. Lineage: Eukaryota; Viridiplantae; Streptophyta; Magnoliopsida; Fagales; Fagaceae. The transcript has 10 exons. Gene Ontology annotation, biological process: cellular response to nitrogen starvation; autophagosome assembly; autophagy. The coding region runs from base 938 to 2488 and encodes 516 amino acids. The record is from RefSeq and is a predicted model, not a curated record.
ACCUCUCAGACACGAUACUUUCUUCCCCUCUCUCAUUCUCAGCUCUUCUCUCCCACAACCCAGCCAGUCACUCAACCUCGGGCUCAUCACCUUCCAUCUCUUGGUUCUUCUCUACCCCUCCAUAUUUUGUUAGCGCAACUCAUCACCGGCUCCACCAUCGUCGUCGCAACCAGUUCUUAGGUUCGAUUUCUCAGUUUGCAGCGUCAAUCGAGUCCACCAAUCUCACCGCCGAUCUGGUUUUGUCUCCUCAAUAUGGGUUUUGGGAUUGUUUGUGGAUGCCGAUCUCAGUUUCUGCCACCGGGUUUCUAUGUCGAUCUGGGUUCUACUACUGGGUUUUAGUCGCAUGGUUUGUUUUGCUAAAAACUGUGAAAGACCACCUGAGUUUGCUGGGUUUUUACCAAUAUCGAGUUUUUUUUUUGGGUAGCUAAUUUGAGUUUGUGUGAGUUUGUAGAGAAAUUAAAAUUUGGGUUUAAGAAUUUCUGCUUUGAUAUGGCUGUGCUUUGACUGAAAUUAGAGAAUUUGAGUUUGAUUUGUUCAGAAUUUUGAGUUUGGGUUUUUCGUGGUUGAAGGAAAAUUUUCAUUUUACAUGUUGGCAACCAAACACGGUAAAAGGAAAACAUUUUCAGUAAAAUAUUUUACACUUCAAAACAGAAGAAAAAUGUACCGGCGAGGUGAGUCCGGCGACACGGUGAUUUUCUGAAAAUGGGUUGUGUUUUGUGGUCACGCAAAAGGGUAAAUUUGGGUUUUUGAAAAAAUUGUAAGGGUAAAUUUGGGUUUUCGUAUUGGAAUUGGACCUCCGAGGGUCCAAUGCGAAAACGUGGGUUUUCACGCAAAAUGUUAGGAUUUGGUUUUCAAAUCAAAGCAAAAGACAAGGCUCAAUAGUGUAUAUAUAAAACAAAGAAAUUGAACGAAUCAAACGAAGAAGGAGAAGCAAGGCAUGGGGGAUAAGAGUCGGAGCCUCCCCGUGGAUCCGAAUUUGCCCCGAUGGGUCUGCCAGAAUUGCCGCCACUCCCUCUGCGUCGUCGGCGUCGAUUCUUACGCCGACAAGUUCUACAACGACUAUUCCUCUCGCUCCGGAAUGCAGGGGUCUUCAAUUCAUGGGGCCAAUAGUGUGUUAGGUUCGACGCGGAUGGACAACUCUUUUGUUGUGUUACCAAAGCAAAAACCCCAGCAGCAGCUACAAGGGAUUCCUCCUCGUCCUCGGGCUGGGGCUGGACCUGUUCAGCCGGAUAUUAGCCAGCCUGGGAAGACAAUGGAGGAGUCAUUCGUGGUUGUGUAUAAGUCGGAGUCUGCGUCAGAUGGAGGCGGGACUCAGUUACCCUCUCCUGAAGGAGGAUCCAAUGUUCCUUUGCAGCCUCACAACUCAGGGUUCCACUCGACUAUUACUUUGCUCAAACGUGCAUUUGAGAUUGCCACAACUCAGACCCAGGUUGAGCAACCUUUAUGUCUUGAAUGCAUGAGAGUGUUGUCUGACAAACUUGACAAGGAGGUUGAAGAUGUGAACAGGGACAUUGAAGCAUAUGAGGCAUGUCUUAAGCGCUUGGAGGGAGAUCCACGUGAUGUUCUUAGUGAGGCUGAUUUUCUUAAGGAGAAAUUAAAGAUUGAGGAAGAAGAGAGAAAGCUCGAAGCAGCAAUUGAAGAAACUGAGAAACAGAACGCUGAAGUGAAUGCUGAACUGAAGGAGCUGGAGUUAAAAUCUAGCCGCUUUAAGGAAUUAGAGGAGCGGUAUUGGCAUGAGUUCAAUAAUUUUCAGUUUCAGUUAGUUUCACAUCAGGAAGAGAGAGAUGCAGUUCUAGCAAAAAUUGAGGUUUCCCAAGCACAUUUGGAGCUGUUGAAGCGAACUAACGUGCUUAAUGAUGCAUUCCCCAUCUGUCAAGAAGGAGAAUUCGGCACCAUUAACAAUUUUCGACUUGGACGACUUCCUAAAGUUCCAGUUGAGUGGGAUGAGAUAAAUGCUGCUUGGGGCCAAGCUUGUCUUCUCCUCCAUACAAUGUGCCAAUAUUUCCGGCCAAAGUUUCAAUAUCGAAUAAAAAUUAUUCCUAUGGGGAGCUACCCUCGAAUUAUGGACAGCAACAACAAUACUUAUGAGCUGUUUGGUCCUGUGAACUUGUUUUGGAGCACUCGCUAUGACAAAGCAAUGACAUUGUUUGUCACAUGCCUCAAGGACUUUGCUGAGUUUGCACGUUUAAGGGAUAUGGAAAACAACAUACCUCCUGACAAACAAUUCAAAUUGCCCUAUAAGAUUGAGAAUGACAAAGUUGGAACGUAUUCCAUCACGCAAAGCUUCAACAAGCAGGAAAACUGGACCAAAGCUCUCAAGUACACCCUCUGCAAUUUAAAAUGGGCUCUCUUCUGGUUUAUAGGGAAUACCAACUUCCAGCCUCUUACCUCAGUGGCAUCUUCACAUGCUGAAGUUCCAGAAAUAGGUUCUUUGUACAGGCGUGGGACCGACUCCAAACUUGAAUCUCGAAACACAUCAAACCCGUGAUAUUAAAUGAAAUUUAUACAACAUGUCAUGUCAACUUGUAAAUUAAAAUUCACAGUUUAAUCUUGGUUAGUCCAAAUCAUUAGUGUUUGUUGGAUUCUGUAUUCCGUAUGCAAUGGACAGUUUGGAAAGGAAAAGUUUCUAGCUUGUUCUGUAAUUGCCUUUUGACUUGUAAAUAUCUUAUAGAUUGAAAGAUAAUAGACCUGGUUGUCCGUCUAAAA